Messenger RNA from Hansenula anomala, 909 nucleotides. It is a transcript of the gene FPS1, whose product is annotated as Fps1p. The annotation marks the transcript as partial. Gene Ontology annotation, biological process: water transport; glycerol transmembrane transport. Gene Ontology annotation, cellular component: plasma membrane. Gene Ontology annotation, molecular function: glycerol channel activity; water channel activity. Lineage: Eukaryota; Fungi; Ascomycota; Saccharomycetes; Phaffomycetales; Wickerhamomycetaceae. The transcript has a single exon. The record is from RefSeq and is a predicted model, not a curated record.
UGGCAACAUAUAAGACAUGCUUUUAGAGAACCAUUUGCUGAAUUUAUUGGAACAAUGGUUUUAGUGAUGUUUGGUGAUGGUGUUGUUGCUCAAACAAAAUUAUCAAAAGGUGAAUCUGGUAAUUAUACCACUAUUGCAUUCUCUUGGGCCACUGCUGUGUUUUUGGGUUAUACAAUGUCUGCUGGUAUUUCUGGUGCUCAUUUAAACCCUGGUGUCACUUUAUCUGCUGCUGUUUUCAGAAAAUUCCCAUGGAGGAAAUUACCAGGUUAUGUACUUGGUCAAGUUUUAGGUGGUUAUAUUGGUGCCUUGUUAGUUUAUGGAACUUAUAUUCAAAGUUUUGAUAAUUUUGAAGGUGGAAGACAUAUUAGAACAGUUACUGGUGAUCAUGCAAGUGCUGGUGUUUUCUGUACUUUUUCUCAAGAUUUCUUGAAUACAAGAGGUCAAGUUGCAUCUGAAUUGGUUUCCUCUGCAUUAUUACAAAUGGGUAUUUUUGCAAUGACUGAUCCUUAUAAUAAUCCAUUAGGUAACUCAUUUCCGUUUGGUUUAUUCCUUUUGAUUUAUGGAAUUGGUUCUUCAUUCGGUUACCAAACCGGUUAUGCUAUUAAUUUAGCAAGAGAUUUUGCCCCAAGAUUAGCUGCUGCUUCUGUUGGUGGAUAUGGUGCUGAAUUGUUCACUUAUGGUAAUUAUUAUUUCUGGGUCCCAUUAGUUAUUCCAUUAAUUGGGUGUUUACUUGGUGCAUUCAUUUAUGAUGUCUUCAUUUAUCAAGGUCAUGAUUCUCCAUUAAAUCAAUCUGAUUUUGGUUUACAUGAAAGAUCUGCCCAUAUUAGAUCAUUUAGAAUGAAGGAUAUGAAGCCAGAUUUUGAUGUGGAACGUCAAGCAAAACAAAAUGGUGCUCAUGAAAUGGCUUAG